UUUGUAAGCUUGUGUUAAUGUAUAGUAGAAUAUUCGGGGCUCAUUGGUUUCAACGCAGAUAAAGCUAAAAAGUGCUCCGUAGGUAUAUGUCUGCUUCGGCUUCUCUUUACGAUCAAUCAGCUUAUCUAGUGAUGAAAUCGCUUCUUGUACCUGGGGUAAUCUUCACUUUUGUUGCGACUUCUAUUGUCAAAUGUUCCGGCGAAGGAAGCACUUCUCAUCCUAAUCCUGCCAUAGGUGAAUCAUCAUCCUCACAUGGUUGGAUUGACAAUGUCUUGGUGGACUCUUCUCCUUCUGUUUCGCAGAACUCUCCCCUUACUUUUGCCAAUGAAAGGCACGAGGGGCGACUGGCACCUACUCGUGUUACAUCGCCAUCGUCAUCCGGCUGGGUGGAGAGUGUACUCAGAGAUUCUCCUGCCUCACACGACUUUCUACAUAAUUCUAUACACUCGCCAUCGGUAGCGACGGCUGUUCCAUCAGCGCAUCAAGGCGAGAAAGGCGCACCAAGAGGUAGUUCGGCGACCCUUCCUUACCCUCACGGUACAGUCAUAAAGAAGUACAAUCCAAGAGAAGGCGAUUUCAGAACAAAGGAAGCCAGUUGGAGAAUACAUGAUCAUGAGAGGAGUGUCAAACAUUCAAAUAGAAGCGUCAUGGGAAAAGGAAUCAAUGAAGACAGCCCAAAAAUGCAUAAAUAUCUCGAUGAAAAACGAAUUCGCUUUCAUUUGGACAAUUUAAAGGAAGAUCAUCCAGUCAGGUAUGUCCGCGAACUUCACAAUGCAAGCAUAUGGAAGUAUAACAAAAACGCUGCAAUCCAUAAACGAAAAGCGAUUAGAAUGUUUCAUCAAAUGCAACCUAAACCAACAUUCAAACAAAUGGAAGACGCACAUUUGGAACAUAGAUUGCAUUUAUGCAAUUUACGAAGAGAGAAGUAUAAACGCAGACAAGCACGAAAGAAGAAUGCAAGAGAUGAGCAUCCGCACCGUGAUCACGAAUAAGAAAGGGAUAGAGCAUUUCUGACCCAACAGUCGAUGGUGGCAGUAAUUUCUGACAAAGCAGUCCGAGGUAUAUGUGACUACACAGCAAUUUCCAUGCACUUUCGGAUAAAGGCUCUGAAAC
Molecule: messenger RNA, 1113 nt
Organism: Meira miltonrushii
Lineage: Eukaryota; Fungi; Basidiomycota; Exobasidiomycetes; Exobasidiales; Brachybasidiaceae
Exons: 3
Coding region: 87-992 (301 amino acids)
Source: RefSeq, a predicted model, not a curated record